AUUUGGUCAAACACAGACACUUCAUGUUGAUCGUCACCUCUGACUGUUGUUACAGAUUCAUUUCAUACUGUAAAAGCAAUCAGCAAUGGAAAGACUUGUGCUGCUGUUCUCAGGACUCUGUCUGUUGAUCCAGAGCAUCUCAUGUCAGUAUGUUCUCAUCAAGGAGAGAAAGAAUUGGGAUGAAGCACAAGCUUACUGCCGACAGAAUCACAUUGACCUGGCCACUGUUCAAAACAAUGAAGACUGGACAAAUGUACAGAGAGAUGAACAACCUGCACUGACUUCAGCUGUCUGGACUGGACUGUACAGUGACAUUACCAGCUGGCGUUGGUCUUUCCAAGAUGAGACGAUGACCUUUGUAAAUUGGGGCACUGGAGAACCUAACAACUACGCUGGAAAACAGACAGAAGCUGGAAUAGGCGGUGGCAAAUGGACUGAUCUAGAGGACUAUUAUCAAAUUCCCUUUUUUUGCUACAAUGAGGAGGAAACGGGAGCGAGCAGGUUUGUUUUCAUCACGAGCCCAAAGACCUGGCGUAAAGCUCAGAGUUACUGCAGACAACAUCACACAGAUCUGGCCACCAUCCGAAGUCAAAGUGAGAAUGACCAGCUGCAGCAGAUGAUGCAAGGAGUGUCCAAAGCAUGGAUCGGUCUGUUCAGAGACUCGUGGAAAUGGUCAAAUGGAGCAAAUGUCAACAUGUCUGCAAUUAACUGGAUGACUGGACAACCUAACCUUGGUGGGCUGAAUAUCCGGCCUUGUGCUGCUAAAUAUCCUAAUGGUUUCAUAGAUGAUCGAGUUUGCUCUGAUGCCCUGCCUUUCAUUUGUGCGAUCCCAAAGAAGCACAUUGUGAGAUUGGAGGUGAAAUCUGCUGAGAAUGUGAAUGACCCUGCAGUGAUGGAGAGCAUCUUACAGAGGAUAAAACAGAAAGCGAGAGAUCAUGGGAUAGACGAGGAGACAAGAUUGUCAUGGAAAGUGCAGUCAAAUGGAAAUGUUUUUUCAGUAAAACGUGAUCAAAAAGAUGAUGCACAGAAAAAGACAUGUGAAGGCAUGUAAACGUCUUGUGGUGUGAUCCCAAAAAGCAAAAAAAUCGCUCUCACGUACCUUCUCUGGAUCUGUUCUACAUGUGUGUUAUGAUCUGCCCGCUGCUACAAGAUCAUCAGAUUCUGUUUCAGAUUCUGUGUCCAUCUUUAAGAACCGUCUGAAAACUGUCAGGAUUCCAUCACCAUCUCUCUCCACUCAUUCCCUCACUCCGCCCACUCAGUCAUUCACACACUCAUUUUCACCUGAUGAACAUUGUCCUUAUGUUGUUCCAAUUGCUUCCAUCUGGAAGUCACUUUGAAUAAGAGCGUCUGCAAAAUGACUAAAUGUAAAUGUAAAUACAACAUGUGUUUUAUGAUGCAAGUGAUAAGAUUGACACUCUUAUUUAUGAUAUCAUACAUGUUUGGAUUUAAGUUGUUUAGAAUGAAAGAUUUUAGAAUCUUUGUUUCUUAAAAGCAAACUGUGUGUGUGUGUGGAAUUCUGGCUCGAGAGAUUGGCGUUGUAUUUCAUUUCUUAUUUUAUUCAUUGUUAAUAUUAUUCUCUAAAAAUUUUACACAUUUUAUUGAUUAAUUGAGUUAUAAAUGAUUCUAUUAUUUUGUUUACUUUUCUUAAAGCAAUACUCAGAAAUGAAUAUUCUGUUGUUCGUAAACUCCAGGUCCUCCGUUUAUCUUCAGAACACAAAAGAAGAGUUUUGUUGAGGUCCGUGAGCUUCUAAUGCUUGAAGCGCUUUGAAGUUUGGUUGUGUUGCAGUCUAUGAAAGAGUCAGAAAGCUCCCGGACCUCAACAAAACUAUCUUCACUUGUGUUCUGAAGGCAAACAGAGGUCCUAUGGUUGAUGAACGUCUUGAGGAUAGUAAUUC
Molecule: messenger RNA, 1895 nt
Organism: Triplophysa dalaica
Lineage: Eukaryota; Metazoa; Chordata; Actinopteri; Cypriniformes; Nemacheilidae
Product: putative C-type lectin domain family 20 member A
Exons: 6
Coding region: 86-1051 (321 amino acids)
Source: RefSeq, a predicted model, not a curated record